Molecule: messenger RNA, 994 nt
Organism: Myotis myotis
Lineage: Eukaryota; Metazoa; Chordata; Mammalia; Chiroptera; Vespertilionidae
Gene: RBP5
Product: retinol binding protein 5
Exons: 5
Coding region: 162-569 (135 amino acids)
Biological process (GO): fatty acid transport
Cellular component (GO): nucleus; cytosol
Molecular function (GO): fatty acid binding
Source: RefSeq, a predicted model, not a curated record
CUUGCCAAGUCCCUGCCCCUCCUUCAGGCAGCAAACACCACCCCAAACUCAUCAUGAGGGGAGGGAGGAGGUCUGGUAGGAGCUCUUAUUGCAACAGAGCCCCGGCGCUAUAAAAACCCUGUCUCCUAAGAUCUCCAUCUCCAUCUUGGCCAGCCCGGACAAUGCCUCCCAACCUCACCGGCUACUACUGCUUUGUCUCACAGAAGAACAUGGAGGACUACCUGCAAGCCUUAAACAUCAACAUGGCUCUGCGGAAGAUAGCGCUGCUACUCAAGCCAGACAAGGAGAUUGACCAUCAGGGCAACCACAUGACAGUGAAGACCCUCAGCACCUUUCGCAACUACGUUCUAGAAUUCGAGGUGGGAGUUGAGUUUGAGGAGGACCUAAGGAUGGUGGAUGGACGAAAAUGCCAGACCAUAGUAACCUGGGAGGAGGAGCAGCUGGUCUGUGUGCAGAAAGGGGAGGUGCCUAACCGAGGCUGGAGGCACUGGCUGGAAGGAGAGAUGCUGCACCUGGAACUGACCGCAAGGGAUGCAGUAUGCAAGCAGGUCUUCAGGAAGGUCAAAUAGCCAGAGAGGAGCUGAAGGCCACUCCAGACAGCACCAGUCCCCAGACUCCUCUUGUUUGUGCACCUUCAAGUCUAGAUUGUCCCAGGUCAUCAGUCCCUUUCUCAGGCCCUUACCCUCCCGCUGAGUCCCUCCUCAGCCCUCCCCACGUUAAUCUAUAACUUGCAGCCCCUAAGGCCAAAGUCCUUUCUUUCUCACACUCCACUGCCCAAUAGUGACCUUAUAUCCAGUUCACGGUCUGGCCUCCUGGAUGAAAGAAACGGGCAAAGAGGAAAUGAUGCUAGAGAAUAACCAAUCUCAACUCUCUUUAUCUUCCAUCUAAGAAAGGACUAAGUGUUGAGCAUUUGAGGGUUAGUGAAAAGUCUAUCCUGGAGGACCUUUUGGAAAACUGUGACUGGGGUUCAAGAAUUUAAGAGUCUUUUUGUCUA